Solanum stenotomum is the source of this 294-nucleotide messenger RNA. RefSeq names its product MDIS1-interacting receptor like kinase 2-like. The transcript has 2 exons. Gene Ontology annotation, molecular function: protein binding. The record is from RefSeq and is a predicted model, not a curated record. Bases 1 to 294 code for a protein of 97 amino acids. NCBI's taxonomy places the organism in Eukaryota, Viridiplantae, Streptophyta, Magnoliopsida, Solanales, Solanaceae.
AUGAACAGCCUUUCUGGUCCCAUUCCGGCAGAAAUAGGGAAACUUGUCAAUCUUGUUGAAGUUGCUCUUGAUACGAACCAGUUAACAGGUCAUAUUCCUCCGGAAAUAGGCAACUUGAUUAAUGCAAAAUUGUUCUAUGCUUUCUCCAAUGAAUUGUCUGGCUCCAUUCCUAUUGAAAUAGGGAAGAUGAAGUCACUUGAGAGUUUAAGCUUACAGAGAAACAAUCUUUCUGGUUCGAUUCCAAAAGCUUUAGUUAACAGGUCAUAUUCCUCCGGAAAUAGGCAACUUGAUUAA